AUGGAAUUACAAGCGGCUGUUGAAGAGCAACCUUCUGUUGUGAUUGACACACCACCUACUACUGCUGAAAGUUCUGAAACUGCUAAUGGGGGAACUGGUGCUCCUGGUGAGAAACAAAGUGAUGAAAAUGAUUCUGUUGGAGGGGUAACGGCACCCAAAAGAUUGCCAACAAAGGCGGAUUUUCCUCCUUUGAGUUCUGUUGUAUAUGAGACGGCUAAAGUUUCUUGGGGUCCUAACAUGAAGAAGCCGGAAUCACAGAGUGGUUCAAUUUUGUCAUCUGUUGCUUCUAUCGGCUCUGUUGGUGCCAAACCGUUGCGGUCUAAGGUUAUACAGGAGGCUUUUUCACUGGACUUACAAUCUCAAUUGUCAAUCUCUAAGCCGGAAUUCUCUAAAUUACUAAUGAAGAUUAAGGAGGAACAUAGAGUUUCUAUUGAGUCUACAUUGUCUAGGAACUCGCGGACGUUUUUGAUUUCUGGUGUUCCCACCAAAGUCUACAACGCCAAAAGGGAUUUGGUCAAAAAAUUGACAGUACCUAUCAAUACUGUUAUCCAUGUCCCAUCUAAGACCGUUUCAAUUAUUAUUGGUCCUGGAGGAAAAAUGAUCAACUCGAUUACCAGCGAAACCGGCGUUUCGAAAAUUGAUAUUUUAAAAACACCGGAUGAAGAUUCCUAUGAUUCCGACUUGGAUGACACUACCAUGAGUAUUUCUUUGCAUGGAGAUGUGGCUUCAGUUAAUUUGGCCAAGGAAAAGAUUAUGGCGAUAGUCGAUGAGGAAAUAAAAUCCGUCGUUAUCAAUGUUAUUAUCGACGAUCAGAAAUUGAUUCCAUUCGUUUCCGUUGAUGAGUUCGAGGUUUCCAGCGAGGUAUCUGUGAAGUUCCAACCCGAACAGUCAAGGAUCAAUAUAUCGGGGCCAAGAGAAGAGGUUAAAGUCGCUAAAGUCAAAGCGCAAAACUAUCUCAAUACCUUAUCUAGCACGAUUGUUGAGAAGAAAAUUCCUAUCCCAACUAAAUUUCAACCUUUGAUAGAUGCUGACCAAAUAAAACAGAAGUAUCAUGUUAUUGUCAUCUUCCCUACUGCUGUGGGAGAGCAAAACGUUACCUUCAUUGGUCUUGGUCCAAAUGUAGAUGAAGCCAUUGAAUUCGCCAGAAAAUCCUCGAAAUCUUUUGUUGUGGAGUCACUUGAGAUUUCUAAAGCUCACGGUAGGAACAUUCCUCAUGCUAAGGACUUGGUAUUAUACUUUACUAAGUACAACCCAUUUAGCGAUUUGGAAGCUGCUCACAACAACGUCAAGAUCGUUUUACCUUCUCCGGAAGAAGUGGUAACCUUGGAACAAGUUAACGUUAACAUUAUUUCCAAGGCAGAGUUUUCUGAGGACAUUAAGGUAGUCCGUAGGAGGAUCAUUAAUAUUGUUAACGAUUUAACACCAGAGCACUUCCUCUCUAUCGAUGAUUUGGAUUAUGCGCUAUUCCACGUCGAUAUUAAACGUCUCCUGUCUUGUACGGAAAUUCCAUUUGUGCAAAUGGGUGACUUCUAUCCUGGUGAUAACAGAAUACUUUUGGUUCAGAAGGUUGUUGACGAAGAGUUUAAGCCUACUGCCGAGGAGUUAAGAGCUUCCUUGAUUAAGGCUUCUUCUGUUUUGGAUACUUUGCGUGCUAAGCAGGAGAAGUUAUCCAAGAGCGUUAUUUCAAUCCCUGCAGAGAAACAAGACCAAUACCUACAAGAAGGUACCACAACCUAUUCCUUACUAAUGGAAGAUGUUGGUAGUAAGAGCGGUAACCUCCAAAUCAAAUUACAUAACCCUUCUCCUUCGGAGGUGACUUUGAGAGGAGAGGAAAAUGCUGUUGCUGUAGCUUCAAAAAUCUUAACGGAUAUCAGUGAAAAUUCCGAACCUGUCAAACUAUCCUUUUCUAUUCCAAGUUCCACUGCUCCAAAGUUGAUUGGCUCCAUGGGUUCUAAUUUCUCCGAAAUUCGUAAGAAGUUUGGCAUCAAGAUCAAUAUUCCACAAGAUUCAGGUAACAACACCACUGAAGUGGUCGUUUCUGGUUUGCCUUACAACGCCGAGCGUGCCAAGGAUUACAUUUUAGCAGAGGUUAAGAAAUGGGCCGAUAUUACCAGUAAGGAACUAGUUGUUCCUCAGGAAUUCAUUGCUCAGUUGGUUGGACCACAGCGUGUUAACUUAACCCGCUUAUCGACCAAAUACAGUGUUUCUAUUCAAAUGCCCAAGGACGGUGAAGUCUUUACCAUUAGAGGCCCUUCAAAAGGUGUCAACAAGGCUUAUAAAGAAUUGAAGGCUUUACUAGAAUUUGAAAUUGAAAAUGGCCAGAAGACUUUUGUUAACGUGCCUUUGGAACAUGUUAAACGAGUAAUUGGUAAGAAUGGUGAAAUGAUAAAGAGUCUUUCGGCUGAAUACGAUGUUUUGAUGAACUUUGAACAACACAAAGAUGGAAAGUCUCAAGAAUCUGGUAAUGUCAAACUGGAAAUCGUCGGUUCCGAAAAAUCUAUAAAGCAAGCAGCAAAAAGGGUGGAAGCUUUUGUUGCAGAGGCAGCGGAUAUGGUCACAAAAACUGUAUCUAUAGAUCAAAAAUACCAUAAGGACCUCAAGGGACGCGGUUUGGCAAACUUGAAGGAUAUCAUCUCGAAGGCAGGUGGUGACAAUCUCAGAUUUAAAAAUAUCAACUUCCCAAUGCCUGAUUCUGAUGACAAAACUAGCGUUAUUGUUAGUGGCCCAUCUAACUUUGUCGAGAAAGCCAUCAAGUUAAUGAACAGCAUGGUUUCUGACCUCAAGGAGAGCAUUGUAAAAGAGGUGGAUAUUCCAAAAGAUAGACACGGCUCUUUGAUCGGUACUGGAGGUGCGGUUAGAAAGAGAUUAGAAGCCAUCCACAAUGUCAGAUUGGUUUUCCCAGAGAAAGACGAGAAUCUUCCAAUUAAAAUCUACGGUAAGCCAAAAGCUAUUGCAGAGUGUGAAAAGGAAAUUUUCAACGAAAUAAUUAGGAAAGGCUUUGAUAAAGAGAUUCCAGUUCCUGUUGAAUACCAUGAAUUUGUCUCAAAGUGUGCCUCUUUGAUUAAUAAAUUAGGUGCUGCUUACCAUGUAAUAGUAAAGUAUCCAUCCGCUACUAGAGAAGUGAGCGAUUUGACCCGCAUUCAGCAUAAAGUCCCUCGUGAAAAAGUUGUCGGUGCUACUGGAGAGGGCUAUAAGUUCACCGUUGAAGAAUAUCCAUACCCAGCUUUGAGCGGUAAAACUAUCCCAUGGAGACUCUCAUACCAAGAAUUGGACUUGUCUGACAUCUUAGGUGAAGAUAAAACUAAGAAGACUGAAACAUCGAAGGAAAAAUCACUAGAUGCUGCUGUCAGUUUAAUUAAAGAGAGAAUUGACAUUGCAUCGAAGUCAACCUACGUUGGCUAUUUAUGGUGUGAACAGCAGAAGAACACUAACAAGGCUUUCCCUGUUGCAUGGGGAGCUGUAAAGCAAAUCGGAGAAGCUACUACCACCCAGAUCAUAAUCCCAGACAAGUCAGAUCAGGAUAAGAGCACCAUAUACAUCAGGGGUACAAAGGAUGCCGUCGAACAGGCUGGAAAAAUGAUUAUCAGCGAAUUGAAGAACUAA
This is a messenger RNA of Eremothecium sinecaudum, 3603 nucleotides long. It is a transcript of the gene SCP160, whose product is annotated as Scp160p. Lineage: Eukaryota; Fungi; Ascomycota; Saccharomycetes; Saccharomycetales; Saccharomycetaceae. Gene Ontology annotation, cellular component: cytoplasm; nucleus. Gene Ontology annotation, biological process: regulation of gene expression. The coding region runs from base 1 to 3603 and encodes 1200 amino acids. Gene Ontology annotation, molecular function: mRNA binding. The record is from RefSeq and is a predicted model, not a curated record. The transcript has a single exon.